Molecule: messenger RNA, 237 nt
Organism: Dovyalis caffra
Lineage: Eukaryota; Viridiplantae; Streptophyta; Magnoliopsida; Malpighiales; Salicaceae
Source: the annotation of a GenBank genome assembly
AUGUUGGCUUGUUGGAGGUUAGAUUGCUUUUUCUUAUGCUCUUUUGAGUUGGAUUCAAAUCAGGAAAGGCUGAAUGAUCUAAUGGAGUCAAAAGGUGGGAAGAAGUCUAGUAGUAGUAGUAAAACCUUAUUUUACGAAGCUCCCCUUGGUUACAGCAUUGAAGACAUUCGACCCAACGGUGGAAUCAAGAAGUUCAGAUCAGCUGCUUACUCCAACUGCGUUCGCAGGCCAUCCUGA